Molecule: messenger RNA, 2432 nt
Organism: Dreissena polymorpha
Lineage: Eukaryota; Metazoa; Mollusca; Bivalvia; Myida; Dreissenidae
Exons: 3
Coding region: 903-2432 (509 amino acids)
Molecular function (GO): catalytic activity
Source: RefSeq, a predicted model, not a curated record
CGACAACUUUAACAUUUUGCAAUAACUUUUGCUAUAUUGAAGAUAGCAACUUCAUAUUUGGCAUGCAUGUGUAUCUCAUGAAGCUGCACAUUUUGAGUGGUGAAAGGUCAAGGUCAUCCUUCAAGGUCAGAGGUCAAAUAUAUGUGGCCAAAAUCGCUCAUUUUAUGAAUACUUUUGCAAUAUUGAUGAUAGCAACUUGAUAUUUGGCAUGCAUGUGUAUCUCAUGGAGCUGCACAUUUUGAGUGGUGAAAGGUCAAGGUCAAGGUCAUCCUUCAAGGUCAGAGGUCAAAUAUAUGUGGCCCUAAUCGCUUAUUUUAUGAAUACUUUUGCAAUAUUGAAGAUAGCAACUUGAUAUUUGGCAUGCAUGUGUAUCUCAUGGAGCUGCUCAUUUUGAGUGGUGAAAGGUCAAGGUCAAGGUCAUCCUUCAAGGUCAAAUAUAUGGGUCAAAAUUGCACAUGUAAUGUCAAUUCUGCAAUUAUGAAGCUAGCAAUUGUAUAUUUGAAAUGCAUGUGUAUCUCAUGGAGCUGCACAUUUUGAGUGGUGAAGGGUCAAGGUCAAGGUCAUCCUUCAAGGUCAAACGUCAUAUAGUGGGACAUUGUGUUCCACAAUCACAUCUUGUUAGCAUAUACAGCACAUGUGAAUCGUAUCAUAUGACCGACUUUCGCGCAUAAUGCCCUACCUAUUUAUCUAUCUACUCAUAAUGCUUUGUUUUGUUUUCUUUGCUUCCAUUGUUUAUUUUUCUAUUGUAUUUCCUUGUAUCUAUCUACCCAUAACCCUUUUCUUUGUUAUCUUUAUUUGCAUUGUUUACUGUUCUGUGUUAUUUCAUGAUGAAGGAUUUGUUGAUGCCCAUAGGAUUGUAGCAAUUCGUGACAAAGAGCACUCACAGUUUGUAUUGUGUAGUGAUGGAUACUUAUAGUAUUUUAUCAAGAUACACGUCAGUCGGAUUGUUCUUUGCAUCGUUAAAUGUGCUAGUUCUUAUGUCUAUACAUACAAAUGAAAUUGCUCUAGAGUCGUCUCUACGAAACAUCAAAGGCCAAUCUCAACUUUGCCGGUGUAUCCGAUGGCCAUAUACACGCGCCAUAGUUGGUAAACGUUACGUUUCUAACUCACUGUUCGUAAUUAGAUCUAUUCUCGUCUUAAUUACAGUCGUCUUAUUUACAUGGAUUUAUGCUAUCAUGUUGCUUUCUGGGGAUAUCGAAUUGAACCCAGGCCCUGUAUCGAUUAGCUCUCUUGAUUCCAAUAUAACGGAGUACAAUUCACUAAACUGCUUAUCAGCAAUGCCCAAUAACCUUUCCUUCUUGCAAUACAAUGUCCAGAGUAUACGGAACAAAAUAGAAAUUCUUACAGCAGAACUUUCAAAUUUCGAUAUAUUAUCCUUUUCUGAGACGUGGCUUAACAACUCUAUCGAAACUGAUGAACUCCUUAUCCCUUCUUACCAAUGUCCCGAACGCAAAGAUCGAAUACAUGAUAGCCAUGGUGGGGUUAUGCUUUAUGUUAAAGAUUGUAUCCAUUAUAAACGCAGAGUUGACCUCGAACCGAUUACGUUAGAGUGCAUUUGGAUUGAGCUCCACUUGCUGAGUAUGAAGCGUGUUUUAUUUGGAAUAUUUUAUAGACCACCAAACGCGGAUGCAUCAUAUACCAACUUAAUUGACGACUCGAUUGGUUUGGCAAUCGAAACUGGUAUAUCUGACAUCAUUAUAACCGGUGACUUCAAUAUGAAUAAUAGUCAACCAAUACUAGUAAGAAAGCUUGACUCUUGGUGCCUAGAAUACAAUCUUGUUCAAGUUAUCAAUGAACCUACGCAUUUUACGGAAAGAUCCUCGUCAAUUCUUGACCUAUUGCUAUUAACAAACCCCAACAGCUUGGUAUUGUCAGGUGUUGGUGAUCCCUUUCUUGAUCAACAACAACGCUAUCAUUGUCCUAUAUAUGGUAUUUUUAAAUAUAAAAAGCCAAAUGCGAACGUAUACGAGCGUCAUAUAUGGAGCUAUGAGGAUGGUAACUACGAUUUGCUACGUGAAACGUUUUCUUCACUUAAUUGGAAUACAAUUUCAAGUUUGGAUACUGACACAUAUUGUACUAAUAUCACCGACACUAUUAUUCGUAAUGCCAAACUUUGUAUCCCAAACAGGGUUAUAAAAAUCAAACCGCGUAAUGCUCCAUGGCUAAAUACACAUAUACGUCGAAUGAUUAGAAAACGCAAACGGGCUUACCGUAUUGCAAAAACUAAAAAAAGUGAUUAUCAUUGGUCCAAGUUUCGAACAAUCAGAAACCAGACAAUAUCUUUUAUUCGCCAAGCGAAAAAUCAGUACUACGACAGUCUAAGCGAUAAACUUAAAGAAAAUAAUGACACACCUAAAAACUGGUACCACAGAAAGUGCAAACAAACGAUUACAUGUUCUGGUAAAUUUUCUUCAACCGAAAAUGAUGUUUAG